Rhagoletis pomonella (apple maggot) is the source of this 1545-nucleotide messenger RNA. Its product is annotated as armadillo-like helical domain-containing protein 3. Gene Ontology annotation, biological process: regulation of Golgi organization. Gene Ontology annotation, cellular component: cytosol. Lineage: Eukaryota; Metazoa; Arthropoda; Insecta; Diptera; Tephritidae. The record is from RefSeq and is a predicted model, not a curated record.
UUAUAGUUGUUGUUUCCGCAAAAAAAAAGUAUACCGUUAUGUUCAGCUCAAUGAUCUCUAUCGGCCCCCAUAUUUUUUUAUUUGAGAAUUGGAGCUAUUCUGCAUUUGUUCCCAGUUUUGUAUCCUAGUUUUUUGCAGAUCAUCCAAAACGCUUGUGCAACAGCCUUCAAACUCUUUGUUCUUUGUUCUAUGCAAUAUUCAAAAAGUCAGCAGAUCCUUCGUUUAUUUUUAUGAAUGAAAUAUUUGGCUACGAGCAAAUGGAUAAUAGUAUGAGGCAGUUGAUGAAUAAUUGCAAUCAAAUACUAUUAGGUGAAGCUACAGAAAGCACCAGAUUUAUGUGCCUGAAAUUGCUGCUGGUAAUUGUGACAGGUACUGACAAUGUUAGUCAAAAUGUCCUGUUGGAGUACCUUACAAUGCACACUCUUUUCGAUGCCUUCGUUCAUUUACUUAGCGAUCCUUCGCUACGGGCACAACACGGACAUGAUAUUGUUAUUCUACUGACUAUUUUGGUGAAUUAUAGAAAGCAUGAAACGACCAACCCAUAUGUGGUUCAGUUAUCUAUAUUGGCAGAUGAUAUGGCGCUCAAUGGUUAUGGGCAGAUGAUAUCACAAUCUUUGAUUGACUUUUGUCGGCAAUACAUGCAAAGCUUAUCGAAUGUUCAGUCUUCAUCUUGGUUUUCCUCAUUAUCAAACAUUGUUGGAAAUAUGUUUGUUUCAGACGAAGGAUGUGAACGUGUGCAGCAAAUCAAAGCCAACAAUGGACUUUUAUUAGCCCUAUAUGAAGCUGUCCACCUUAAUCGGAACUUUAUUACUACACUAGCUCACACCCAAGCCGAGUCGAGUGCUCCUCCAUCGCCUAGUAAUACUUUAAGUCUGACACAACCAUUACCUGAUUUGGCAAGUACUCCUAUAAUUGAUAUGACACAGUAUCCGACUAAUUUGCUGGUAGCGGUUUUUCAAUAUUGUUCCAUUGUUAUGCAGGAUAAUAAAAAUGAAUUCAGUGUAGCGAAUCUGAAACUGUGUUUUCUUAUAUUAACGUGCAUUUCAGAGGAUCAGUAUGCGAAUUCAAUGAUGCAUGAUAUCAAUCUGACAUUCAAAGUUAUGUUACAUCGUGUCCAAAUGCGCCAUCGAAAGCUACAUGUUGAUCGUGUUGGAAAAUCACAACCACUAGCGGCUACUUUGCUCGAUUUACUUGUAGAGUUUAUAGUUUCACAUUUAAUGAAAAAGUUCCCCAUGGAGUUGUAUUUACUUUGUGUUGGUAUCAUUCAUCGUGUGUUGUGCUAUCAAAAGCGAUGCAGAGUUCGCUUAAAUUAUCCAUGGAAAGAGUUGUGGUCAGCUUUAAUCGGUUUACUUCGGUUUCUCGUAAACCAGGAGCAAACGUUGGUGAAGAAAUGUAAUAUAUUUUAUUUAUCACUCCAGGUGGUAAAUAUUUUUAACUUAUUUAUAACAUAUGGAGAUACAUUUUUAGCCACAACAAACAGCUAUGAUGAAUUAUACUACGAGUUAAAUAGAGAAGAGAAAGUGUUUUCAGAAAUACACGCAAUGG